AUGGCCCAAGAAACGCCUCUACACUGCAGAAAUGGCGUGGUCGCAGCAGCAGCUGCUGCAUGCGCUGCAAUUGCGCAGCAGCGCGUGCUUUCGUUUUCGCCUCUAUCGGUUCAGCGCGUUGCCUUAGGGCUCGAUCACUCGCUGUGCGUCGGCUUGCGUGGCCAGCAGCCGCAGCUCUUCGCGUGGGGAAGGAACCGAGACAAUGUGUUAGGCCUUGGCAUCGACGUGAGGGAGCGAGUACACCCUGGUAUCGUGUCUUUCUUCGUGAAGCAGCCCAUCUUCGCUGUCUCGGCGGGGGCGGCGCACUCGCUGAUCCUCGUAAAACGACCAACGGAGGGGGGGGGGAAGGUGUUUAGUGUUGGUCUUGGGACGGAAGGCCGCCUUGGGUAUCCGAAGCGUGUCACUGCAUCUUCAACUUCUGCAGCAGCAGCAGGAGCAGCGCCAACAGUGGAGUUCGAAGACGAAGAAAACGAGAGCUGGUUUGCUCCGAAUCCCUUUCGCAUUCGCUUCCCAGGGAGAGCCCGUAUUGCUCGCAUUUCUUGUGGUUCGGCACACAGCCUUGCGAUUUCCGACGCAGGCGUCCUCUACGCAUGGGGUCAGGGCUGUUAUGGGGCAUUAGGAGUAGGAGAUACGAGCUGUAGAUUUACACCCGUAGAGGUGAACCUCGCCAAAAAGGGUGCCUUCGUUACGCAUGCAGCGGCAGGGGCAAAACACAGUCUCUGCUGCCUUCAGGAUGGAUCCUGUUGGGCAUGGGGAGCUGGAGCGAGCGGCCGCCUAGGCUUGGGCCAUAACCGUGGAGCCCUUCUGCCUACGCUGAUUGAAUCUCUUCUGCAAUUCCAAGUUGUAUUCGUUGCUGCGGGAGAAAGUCACAGCGCAGCUCUCGACAGACGCGGCUGCGUGUACACUUGGGGAGGCGGACUGUUCUUCAGACUGGGGCAUGGCGAUGAGACCGACUGUCCAACUCCUCGAUUAAUCGAAAGCUUAGGGGGCACCCCCAUCAUGCAAAUAGCGUGCGGCACGUUUCAUACGUUGGCUGUAUCUUUGACGGGUGCGCUCUUUGCGUGGGGUUGCGGAUUGGGGCUUGGACUCGGCUUGGGGGAGGACGGGAUAGGGGGUGUAUCGCCACAGCCGCGUCAGAUUCCAGAAAUAUCUGCUCCCGUAUUGCAUGCAGCAGCUUCAGCGUAUCAUUCUGCAGCGGUAACAGUGCAGGGAGAUGUGCUCAUUUGGGGUGUGGGGGGGGCGAGUCGUUUGGGGACGGGCACGCAGGGGAAUGAGGCAGUACCGGUGUUUAUUGCUGAUCUUCGAAACCGCGCAUUUGUAUCGGAUCUUCGAGCACUGUUAGGCGUCCAGGUGAAUGAGAGGGGUGGGGAUGUCGUCGUUGCGACUACAGCAGCUGAUGGUGGUGUUGGUGCAGCAGCAGCCUGGGGGGGAGCCUCUCUCGGCGUUUCAGGCUGGAGCAUCAGUUUCGUGGCUUGUGGAGAGGCUCACACAGUGGCACUCACUGCGUCGGGAAGUCUCUGGGUGUGGGGUUCUAACGACAAGGGUCAACUAGGCAUUGGGGAGGAGGAGACGGAAGAUCAGCACGAGCCGUUUUGGCUGGACUGCUUCUCGCUUCCAGUGAAGCGAGUAGCCUGUGGAGCCGCGCACUGCCUCGUCGUAACUCAACACGGGAACGUUCUUUGCUGGGGAGACAACGCAGAAGGCCAAUUAGGCCUUGGCAACACGCGACCUGCCUUCACGCCGCAGGGUGUAUCUACACUUCGCAACGCCAUCGACGUCUACGCUUGCGCGACGUACAGCGCAUGCAUCACUGCGGGGAUCGGCGAUGCCGAUGCGCCUACUCAAGGAGCAGCGGGAGGAGGAAUGACGGGAGUUCUUGUCGGAGCCUAUCAUGAAGAACUGCAACAAGCUGGAUCUCUCUGGAUGUGGGGUUCAGCAGAAAGCGGCAAACUUGGACUUGGUGAACACAUUCUCGGCGGCGCCAUUACCGUUCCUCACAGCGUUGCGCUGCCUCUUCCUGUUCAGAAGCUCGCACUGGCGCUUACGACUAGAGGAAAUUUAUACGCCUGGGGAGCAGGAUUUUAUGGCCGUUUAGGAUUAGGAACCUCGGCUAACAUCUACACUCCAGCCGUAGUGACAUUCCCAACGCCGAUCAGGAUAAAGGAGAUUGCAGCAGGCUCGAUGCAGUCUCUAUGCCUUACAGACGAGGGGGAGGUUUGGGUUUACGGAUGGGGAGACAACACUUCGCUUCAAGCGUGUUGCGGUCCGAGGAUGGCUAGACACCUCGACAGACCUGAACUAGUACAAAGCCUCCCUUUCCCUGCUGAUCAAGUCUUCACAGGACCACAGCAUUCCAUCGUCAAACUCAGAAAUGGGGAGCUGUAUAGCUGGGGAUCUACUGAGGGAGGUCGUUUAGGAGUCGGUUGGCGUAGGAAGGAGUUGCAGCAGACACCAGCGCUCGUCUUGCCGCAUUGGGCAGAUCCUGGAGCGAUCUCCUCAGCUGCAGGUGGAAAUGCAGACUUUCAAUUUACUGCCGAGGCUGCUGCAGGGCAGGGGGGAGGGCCUCUGCGGGAAGGAAUUUAUUUGGAACCAGUCUUGAGGGAAGAUCAAAUUGAGGCAUUUCUAGCGCACUUGACUUUCGCUGCCGGGGGCAGUGGUGUCGGAUCUCCUUCGUGGCCUCAUCUGCAAAAUCUUGUGCAGCAAGAGGAGUUUGAAACCCGUCCGGAGUUUUUGAAGUCUCUGGAAGACGCGCUUGUCUCUGUUUUAGGGAGAGACAUUGACGGGCUGCUGCAGCUGGGGGAGACAGAGCAAGAAAUGAAGCAGCUGGAGUCACACUAUCAAACGCUGCUUAUCGGCGUUGCGUCUCGUGCCCGUUGCGGACUGGCGAAUGCUUCAGACAACAAGACACCUGAGAAGCUGCAGAAGAAGCUCUCGGCGUUGCAGCCUCUGGCAUUUAUUCUUCAGCAGCAACCCGCAUAUCUCACGCGUCUCUUUUUUUCUGUAAAGACGAAGGCUGAGCGCGAUUUAGUCGUCAGGAUUACCCAGCAGGUGUACAUGGAGCUGGAAGACAGACGCAUUGGGGGAUUGUUUUGCUGCUUGAUGAGGGCAGUGGCGAAGCAGGAGGUAAUGGAAGCUCCUAACCUCAUGUCGUGCACUUCCAAUUUGGUCGAACUCGUUCGGAUUUCUUUGGCCUCGUUUCUUUCGCGGCAGAUGGAAGAAGAGUUUCAUUAUUCUAUAGAAGACAUUCUGGCAAAGCACGGCCUCUCCAGAAUAGAGGAAGCCUCCAAAGACUGGCAAGAGCAUAUCCGUCGCGACUUUCACAAAGGAUUCUCAGCUCUCGUCAACAUGUGCAAGAAAUACGAAUCGUACUUGAAUCUCUCGGCGCAUGACCCCAUUGCAAAGAUAGUACAAGCGGUAGGGGAAGGAGAAAGCCGCUCUCCACCAUUUUCAACAGCCUUAAUUAAGGAAUGCCAAGCAGCAAAAACUUCGCAAAGCUUCAAAGUAGAUCCCCGCUUUCUAAUUACAGAGAAGAACUUGGUGUACUGCAGUUUAACGCAUGCCCCAGUGCCGCAGCGUCUGGCGCUUCGACAACGAGCGCAAACACAGGACGGCCAGCGAGUGCUUGCUGUUUUGAUUCGCUAUGUGCCUCCUGAUGCAUGCGACUGCCGCAUGCAGUUGGCAGACUGUCUCCGUCAGGGGCCACCUGUAUCUGCAAGUUCUCUCGAUCGCUUAGCCGCAGAGUUUUCAGCGAUUGCCGAGCACUUUGCGAGCUUAGAAACUCCAGAUUUUGUCAAUGCGGCGCUGUUUGAGCGCCGGCACUUGGAAGGAAUUCAGAGUAUGCGGAGGGAAUAUGAGAUCAAGCUGCGAACACGUGUAGAGACGCUCAAAGCAGCGAUUCACGCAGCAGAUGUACUCGCCGUCGAGGAACCUAUUGAAAUCGCUGCACGGCGCUUCAACUUCCCCUUGGCCUUCCCUUCCCUCCGCUGGAAGCAGCAUGAGAAGAAACAAGAAACCCUUGCCGUGUCUUUGACCUUCAAGUACUCCGUUCUUUUGCAGCGCCAGGUAUAG
This is a messenger RNA of Cyclospora cayetanensis, 4068 nucleotides long. RefSeq names its product E3 ubiquitin-protein ligase HERC2. The record is from RefSeq and is a predicted model, not a curated record. Bases 1 to 4068 code for a protein of 1355 amino acids. NCBI's taxonomy places the organism in Eukaryota, Apicomplexa, Conoidasida, Eucoccidiorida, Eimeriidae. The transcript has 22 exons.